CUAAUUCGCCUCAUCGUCCAGCAAGCCCGCAGACUGCGUCAGACCCUCUUCUAUCAUCGGCUUAUCAUCGUAGCCAGUGAAGGCCUUGAGCAUCUGACGCCACGUCAGCAGCUCGACAGAGAGGUGCUCGUACCUCCCUGUCCUCACUGUUGAGAUGAUAGUUCCUCCUCCUGCUGGCGCCUCAGAGAUCUCUGCUGCUCUCCGAUCUCCUGUGCCAUUUUGAGCGUGGUAACCCAGUCCAAUAACUUCUAGUCCUUGGUCACGGCGUCUGCAGCGCACACGCACACACACACAGACAAAGACACCCAUGUGGCACGGUAGGUGAAUCGCCGGGUCGCUUUCUUCCUUCCUCUCUGUCGUCAUGUGUGUGUGUGUGUGUGGUUCUCCCUCCCUCUGUGUGUGUGGGCGGUGCAUGCGAACCAGGGGGCGGUGUGCAGUAAUGUGUUUGGUACAGCGGGGUGAGUUGCUGUGUGUUCGCUAGAAUGAGCUGGUCGGUCGACAGAAGGCGCUGUGUGAGCCGUGCAUGGCUGCUGGUGCACUCGAUUGGACGGCGUACUUGGUCUGCUUUUGUCGGUCGGCACAGCUGCGAGUACUGGUGGCGCAGAACUGGAGGCGGGCACACACACCGUCAAAGUUCCGUGCAACAGCUCUCUUCCUCGCGCACCCUAUCUCCUUGUCUCGCGCAUUUCAAAGGAUGCCCAUCAAUCAGCGUAGCCGGUGAUGGAUGGCUAGUUGGCUGGCCCUGAGCAUCACACACGGCUUCGUUCAGCAGCUCGACAGAGAUGACAUUGUGUGUGCUUCUGCCCACCUGUCUGUCUGUCUGUCUGUCUGUUGUCGUCACUGUUGAGAUGAUGCUUCCUCCUCCUGCUGGCGCCGUAGAAGAUUCUCAUCCUAACGGACUUCCCAUAUCUUUCUGACCUGGUUCAUACGGCGGAAGACGUCCUCCCUCAGCUCCUUCAAGUCCUCCACGCUCAUGGUCUCCGAGAAACCUGUCUGGUACAU
This is a messenger RNA of Vitrella brassicaformis, 1002 nucleotides long. The record is from the annotation of a GenBank genome assembly. NCBI's taxonomy places the organism in Eukaryota, Vitrellaceae.